AUGUCGACGUCCAACAUGACCCUUAUCGACUGCAUACGCAACAGCCAGUCGACUCGCAACACACCAUGCGUUUUGAUAACCAGUCCAGACGCCGUCACAGAGCGGAUAUUCCUCGGCGAUCUCGAGAAUGCCUCAAACAGGGCCGCCGCGUUCCUGGAACAGCAGCUUCCCAAGGACAGCACAACAUUCUUUUACAUGGGGCCGAGUGAUAUGCGAUACUUCAUCUGGGUCAUGUUCCCGUCUCCCGGAAACACCGUGCCUGCGAAUCAACGCCUCUUCAAAACCGUAGGCGCCAAGACCCUGUUCUACGCGCCGGAAGCAGAGCAAGCACUGGCUUCGCUCCUAGACGCGUCUCGAGGCGAGGUCAAACCGGUUAUGACACCAUCGUACUCUGAGCUCAUGAGUAGGGAGCCGGUAACCACUGUAUACGCCUUAUCCAAGCCCUUCGAAGAGGUCAAAGACGUGCCUGUCCUGGGACUACACACUUCUGGCACAAGCGGCCACCCGAAGCCAAUCUACUGGACGCACGGGUCUAUUGAGGCGAUGGCUUCGCAUUCCGACUCAUACGGUGUGUAUCCGGAGAGUUUUAAUGACGAUGGCUCGACUAGUCUGUUGCAGGAUGUGUUCGCGCCCGGAGAGGUUGUGAUGAUGCCCUUCCCUCUGUAUCAUAUGGGCGGAAUAAGCCCCGUUUUCUUCAGCAUAUUGUACGGCAAUACCCAUGUCAUGCCCGUAACCGGCACAAAGAUGACAUCCGAGAAUAUCACCGGAAUGUUGAGAUCAUCAAAGUCUACCACCGCGUGGCUUGCUCCAUCUCUGCUUGAGGACAUGCUAGACUAUCCCCCUGGUCUUGAAACACUGGGCACGAUGAAACAUGUGGUAUUUGGCGGCGGUCCUAUGAAUCCAACGAAAGGGAACAGAAUUUCUAAGCUCGUCCGCCAUCUUUGUGGCUUCAUAGGCUCCACUGAAGGCGGCGCAUGCCACCUCGUCUCUCCCCCAGACAGCUCUCACUGGAACGAGUUCAACUUCAUAGAUGUCGGCCAUAGGAUGGAGGAGGUCGAGCCCGGGCUGUUCGAGCUCGUCUACCCAAACACCGAACUGACACGGCGGUGCCAGCUGCACUUCCACUCAUACCCCGAGCUGAGCGAAUACCGCACAAAAGACUUGUUCUCCCCCGUUCCAGGGAAAGACGGGUGGUGGACAUACCGUGGCCGGACUGACAACUGGGUCAUCAUGUCCAAUGCCCUCAAGAUGGACCCGACCGAUAUCGAGAGCACCGUCGGCAGCCACCCGGAUGUCCGAGGUGUCCUGGUGGCCGGGGACAGGCGGUACAGACUCUGCCUGCUUGUUGAGCUAAAAGACGAUGCCAUUCCAGCAACCGACGCCGAGCGCGAGGACGCCCUGACCAAACUGUGGCCUUUGAUUGAAGAGGCCAACAAGGCCUCAUCCAAAUUCGGACGUAUCCCCCGGGAGCUCGUCUUCUUCACCUCACGAGAGAAACCCUUUUUGAGAGCGAGCAAGGGAACCAUCCAGCGCCGGCUCACGAUCGAGGACCACGCCGACGAAAUCAACGAUCUGUAUGCCAAGGCCGAACACGGCCUUCUCACCUCAGGACUGCCGCGUCUUGAGAAGUUGGACCGAGAGUCUCUUGCGGGUAUUCUUCAGUACUUAUAUGCCGACGUGUUGGAGCUGGACGAUGGGAUCGGAAUGGACGAUGACUUGCUUGCGGCGGGAAUCGACUCCUUUGGGAUCAUGGCCGUUGCGUCGCGGUUGAAGGCUGCGUUACGGCAACACGGGGUCUCUGAGGCUAGUCUGAGCGUUGUCAGCGUCAAAGCGCUCUAUUCUGCAUCUACAAUUCGGUCGCUGGCAGACUCAUUAGCAGGCGCGCUUUCUUCUUCCGGCCAAGAUGUCACUAGUGACGGUGGCCUUGGAGACGAAAAAAGCGACAUCUUGGCCUUUAUCCAAAAGUACAAGGCAGCAGUGCCACAGCUCUUUGAGAAAACUCCAGCCGCCGGGGAGGUGGACGCAAUGAAGCAAAGACAGUCUACAUACGGUGAAGGCCAGACUGUCCUGCUUACAGGCUCAACAGGAUCUCUGGGUAGCUAUCUCCUCGACGCCCUGCUUGCUCGACCGGACACCAAGCAGGUGAUCUGCCUAAACCGCGGAAGCGAUUCUCGGGAAAGACAAGCCAAAGCGCUCGAGACCAGGAGACUUCCGCCUCUACCACAAGAUCCAAAGGACAAAGGCCGGGUGGUGUUCCUACAAGCUGACCUCAGCAACGACACGCUCGGACUCAGCCCCAGCGAGUACGCCUUCGUCGCCCGCGAGACAACCGUCAUCGUCCACAACGCGUACCCGGUAAACUUCCUCCUGAGCCUCGCGCAGUUCGAGCCGCACCUCCGCGGCCUGCUGAACCUCAUGGCGCUGGCCCUCAACGCCCGCGCGUCCCUGCUGUUCGUCUCCAGCAUAUCCACCGCCAUGUCCGCGUCGGGCAGGAGGCGGCGCGUCCCGGAGGCCGUCCUCGACACCGCCACGCAGGUGGACGACCUGCUCCCGCAGGGGUACGCGCAGUCCAAGUACGUGUGCGAGCACAUGCUCGAGGCGUUUGCAGGCGGCCUGGCCGCUCGGCCGGCGGCGCCACCCGAGGCCGCGCGGUCGGUGGGCGUGCUGCGGGUCGGGCAGAUCUGUGGGCCGCGGUCUGGGCGGGGCCCGUGGAACAAGUGGGAGUGGUUCCCGUCGCUGGUGGUGAGCUCUCGCUUUCUCGGCGUUGCGCCGGAUGGUAUUGGGCAGGAGAUCAACUGGAUCCCCGUGGACGAGCUGGCUUGCAUCGUGACGGAGCUGAUUUCCUACAUUCACCUUCCACCCGUCAAUGGGGAACCCCAGAACGAACAGUCAAAUCCUUUGCAGGUCUUCAACGUGGUCAACCCGAAUGUCUCCUCAUGGGAAGACGUCCUCCCAGCCCUACAGACGGAGGUACCAGAGACUAUCCCUGUCCGUCAGUGGGUGGAGCGUCUCGAAGAGAGUGUUGAAAAGAGCACGUACGUGCUGGAUCAGAACCCUGGGGCAAAACUGGUUGCCUUCUACCAAGGGGCACUUGUGGGUGAUGGAAGGGCCGAGCCACUCUACGAGGUGGAGCGUCUUGUCAAGGCAAGCCGCAAUGCGGCGAGGCUGGGGCCGGUCACGAAGGCUGAUUUGAAGCGAUGGAUGGAGGAGUGGUUAUGA
This is a messenger RNA of Diaporthe citri, 3219 nucleotides long. RefSeq lists its product as uncharacterized. The record is from RefSeq and is a predicted model, not a curated record. NCBI's taxonomy places the organism in Eukaryota, Fungi, Ascomycota, Sordariomycetes, Diaporthales, Diaporthaceae. The transcript has 4 exons. Bases 1 to 3219 code for a protein of 1072 amino acids.